AUGAUAAGUGAAUGCCGAGCAUAUUAUCGCAAUGAUCCUAUACAAUCAGCUCAAAUCAAUGAAUUUGAACGUAAUUAUGAAUUAAAAGAUGCCAUCCGUUGGUAUACGAAACCAGGAUUUUUAUUUUAUCUCGUUAAUAAAGCUUUGCGUAGUCAGGAUAUGUGGGCUCUGUAUAAAUUUCGCUAUUAUAUUAUGGAUUUGUCUUACUUUCUGGAACAAAUCUCCACUUCACAAUCUUUGCCGCCUAUUCGUCUUUAUCGGGGAGCAAAACUUAAUCGAAUCGAAUUGGAACAGCUCCAAGUUGGUUGUCUUGUAUCAACUAACGGAUUCUUUUCAUGCUCGACUGAUCGCCGUGUAGCAGAAAUGUUCCUUGGUAUUGAUCCUAAUACUGAUAGUUCAUCAAAUUACAAACGAGAUGCUAGUCAACAAUCUGUGCUGUUUAUCAUCGAUGUGGAUUGCACAGUAUCUGAAAAAAAUGUAGUAGCAGAUAUUAGUCGUUACAGUGACAUACCCGAUGAAAACGAAAUGAUUUUUAACUUUGGAUCGACUUUCAUUAUCAAUGAAAUACGUUUAGACACCGAUAAAUGUAUAUGGUGCAUCCAGAUGAGUUCGUCCUCUGAUGCUGCUCAAAUUAAUGAAGGAUAUGAGAAGUAUAUUCAUACACGUCUUCAACACAUCAAUCCAAUAAUCAUGCUCGGUCAUGUUCUAGCCAAUAUAGGAGGCGAUUUGGGUCAUUGGAUGAACUAUUUUAAUCGUUUAUUGAGAAUUUUGCCCAUCGAUCAUGCUGAGCGACCCAAUGUUUUUUAUGUUCUAGGUAACAUAUUUCGAUUUAUUGAGAAAUUUCAGAAAUCUCUUCACUGUUAUCGAUGUGCUCGAUUACUGGUCCGUCGUAUGUUACCUGAGAGAAUGUUUGACUAUAUUCGCAUUAUUGGUGGAAUGGGUAAUAUCUACUCUUAUUUGGGAGAUUCUAAACAAGGAUUAAAGUUGCUUGAACAAGCUCUAGAGCUUCAGAAGAAAUCAUUUCCAGAUAAUCAUACAGAAAUUCCAUUUCAUUUGAAUCUGAUGGGUCAUGCUUAUUUCAGAGCUACGCAAUAUGACCGUGCACUCUUAACUCUCGAGAAAGCGAAAAAAUUCUUUGAGGAAAAAAUACCUAUUGAGCUUCAAGGAUAUGCUCAUACAUUACAUUUAAUGGGUUUAGUAUAUCGUGCUCUUGGAUCUGACGACGAAGCCUUGAUCGCUUUUCAAGCGGCAUUACGUAGAAGAUAUUCACUACUUGGUAAAGAUCAUCCUCAUCUUGCUUCGACUUAUUAUCAAAUCAGUCUACUACACUACGAUCGUGGUCAAUAUGAAGAAGCAUUUAAUUAUGUACAAGAAGCUUUGAAUAUACAAUUGAUCAAAUUACCACACUGCCAUUCGGAGUCAAAAUUGUCGAAAGAACUUCUAAUGUGCAUUCGACAACACAUGUAG
Molecule: messenger RNA, 1467 nt
Organism: Rotaria sp. Silwood1
Lineage: Eukaryota; Metazoa; Rotifera; Eurotatoria; Philodinida; Philodinidae
Source: the annotation of a GenBank genome assembly